Messenger RNA from Esox lucius (northern pike), 1080 nucleotides. It is a transcript of the gene scpp5, whose product is annotated as secretory calcium-binding phosphoprotein 5. The coding region runs from base 16 to 726 and encodes 236 amino acids. The transcript is spliced from 13 exons. NCBI's taxonomy places the organism in Eukaryota, Metazoa, Chordata, Actinopteri, Esociformes, Esocidae. The record is from RefSeq and is a predicted model, not a curated record.
UAUAUUGCUAUCAUAAUGGCAAUAACCUGUAAGAGUGUAGGUCAUUCCUUUAGAGAACUGGAAAAUAAAAGCAAGGUCAGUGUGGAUUGGCUGAAUUCUGAACUGACAUGGUUUAAAAGCACCAUAGAUAGCUCACUGCUCUGUAUCAACCAUCAGAAUUGUAUCCAGUCUUCUAGGAUAAACAAAGAUCUUGUGAAAAUGAAGAUCACGUUGUUGUGUCUUUGUUUGGCCACCUCCAUAUCUGCUGCUCCACUUAAAUCCUUCUUAAAUUACCUGCCACACUAUGGAGGUCCAAGGCAAUCAGGACCACCCACACAAGUGAAUGAGGCCCUUUACCCAGGAGGCCAGCCUCAACCUGGACUCAAUGGCCCUGUCAGCAUGGAAAUAGUGUUUCCACAGGGAUUCCCUGGCACUGGUGGCCAGAAUGGACAGCAGUCCUAUCUUUCUCAAGCUUUCAUCAAAUAUUCCCUACCUAAGGCCCCAGGAAGAAAGAGUGUGGAAAUCUACUACCCAUUUGACUUUGUGCAGCAAAAGAUGACAAAUAACCCUCAGAUGCCACAGCUCCCAAACAUGUUCCCAUUUGAAUACCAACCCCAAACUAUGCCACAGCAAAUUCCCAAUAUUCCAUUUCCACCAUAUGACACACGACUUUCCCAGGAUCCUAUGCAAGGAGCUCAGCAGGAGCAGCCAGCGCAGACCGGCCAGGUACCUCAUGGGCAACCAUAGAAUGGAAAGUUUAUGUCGCUACCAGCUUGAAGGAAGUACAAAGUCUGUUAAUCCAGAGAAGACCAUAUGAUUUCAGCUGCUUCAACGUGUCCUUUUAAUAUUUAUUUUUUGGGGGUAUAUAGUAGACCAAUUGUUUGAGUAUCAAUGUAGAGCACUGUUAUUCUACUAUCCCUUUUGAAGUUUCAAAUUGUUUCAUCAUCUGCAAUGAUUACAAUUAUCCUGUAUCAUCACAGUUUGCCAUAGAGGGUGGAUGGUGGAUUAAGGUUUAUGCCUUAUUUUAUGUGCUGCAUUGUUCAUUUAACAUAAGCUUUGUGAGUUAGUGGUAAAAGUCAAUUAAAGUAUGUUUUUACGCAA